AUGGUCCGGAAAAAGCAACGUUUGGAUUGCAGAGAUGAUUUUGAAUUAACAUCUGAUUCGGAAACUGAGACUCCUAUGAUGUUACGGCGAAGGCCAGGAGAGACUGAGUCGCAAGCAUCACUUCGGAGAGAAGCUAAUGCCCGACGAAUCUCUGAUAGACGAUUGACUGAGACCGAAGAGGAAAGAUCGGCACGUUGCUUGACUAAUGCGCAACGGACUUAUGAAAGGAGGUUGGGAGAGACAGAAGCGGAAAGGUCAGCACGCUGUUUGUCGAAUGCGCAACGAAAUUCUGUAAGGAGAUUGGCAGAAACCGACGAGGAAAAGUCGACACGUUGCUUAGCGAAUGCUCAACGAACUUCUGAAAGGCGAUUGGGAGAAACCGACGAAGAAAGGUCAGCACGCUGCUUAGCGAAUGCUCAAAGAACUUCUAAAAGGCGAUUGGGAGAAACCGACGAAGAAAGGUCAGCGCGCUGCUUAUCGAAUGCUCAACGAACUUUUGAAAGGCGAUUGGCAGAACCCGACGAGGAAAGGUUGGCCCGUUGCUUAGUAAAUGCACAACGAAUUUCUGAAGUGAGAUUGGCAGAAACCGAACAAGAGACAAUUCGACGACGAAUUGAAGAUAAUCAACGAAAUUUCGCUCGACGCCAACUUGAAACUGCCAUAGACAGAGAGGAGAGAUUACAACAAGUGCGCACAAAUCGUGCCAAUACUUCAUAUCGUAUGCUACAGAUGACAGUAAGAUUGGCCAUAGUUGAUAAUUUAGAGGAAAGUAUGGUGGAGUUACACACUAUGGGGGAAAUGAAUGUCCUCUGUGAAUUUUGCAAUGCCAAACAUUUUGCUAAUGAAAGACCAACUGAUAAAAAGUUUACCGUGUGUUGCAACAAAGGAAAGGUUAAAAUUCCUACGUUCGCAACGCAUGAGUACAUAAAACGACUUCUAAUAGGGCAGGAUCCUGAUUCCAAAAAUUUCAUGGAAAAUAUAAGAUCCUACAAUAAUGCAUUUGCAUUUGCAUCUGUUGGAGCACAAAUUAAAGCUCCACCUGGAUACGGUCCGUACUGUUAUCGAAUCCAUGGUCAGAUCUAUCACAGAACCGGGACUUUGCACCCCGAUGAUGGCGAACCACGAAAGUACGCCCAAUUGUAUAUACUGGAUCCCGAUGAGGCAAACCGACGAAGAUUGAACGAGCCAUCCAAUGUUGCCUGCAAAAAUCAUGUGAUGUCUAACCUGUAUGAUAUUAUGAAAGAUAAUCCGUUUGCCAGAGCAUACAAAAUGCUUCAUGAAUUCGAAAAGGAGGAGAAGAUUAGAAUGCAAAGCGAAGAAUAUUUGGCCAAAGAAGUUACAAUGGCUAUUGUUAAUGACCGAAAUCUUGACAAACGUCGAUACAAUAUUCAGACAUGUAAUGAAGUUGCAAUAAUUUUCAGCAAUACCGAUGGCGAGCCACCACUUGAAAGAGAUUUACUUAUUCAUUUAAAAUCAACCGGCGAUGAUUCCCCAAAGACAAAACGAAUUAGUAUUUUAAAUAAAAACCUUGAUGCUCUGACCUAUCCUAUUCUAUACCCAUCUGGGGAGCAAGGAUGGGGAGAGGACUUAGCUCUAUCUGUGCCGUCUAACUCAGCAAAAAUUAAUACAAACUGUAGAAAACGCGUAACGCUAAAAAUGUAUUACUCAUACCUAUUUUCAAUUCGUGAAACAUUUAAUCCAUUUUUAAGUGCCGGAAAGCUAACUCAACAGUACUUUGUCGAUGCAUAUGUUAAAGCCGAAGCAAAUGACCUUAAUUUUGUCAGGCAAAAUCAAAGCAAACUUAGAGCAAGUAACUAUGACGCAUUGGUUGACUUUAUAGACUCUGCCGCAGAACAAGAUGGAUUGGUUCCCGGAAGACCAAUAAUUUUACCUUCGACUUUUCAAGGUAGCCGAAGAAAUAUGAAUCAAAACUAUCAAGAUGCGAUGUCAAUCGUAAGAAAAUUUGGCAAACCAGACUUAUUUAUUACGAUGACGUGCAACCCCAAAUGGAUAGAAAUUACUACCAAUUUGAAAGAUGGACAAAAACCUGAAAACAGACCGGAUUUAGUAACAAGGGUAUUUAAUAUUAAAUUGAAAUCAAUGCUUGAGGAUUUAACAAAAAAAUGUGUCCUUGGACACGUACUUGCCAAAGUACAUGUAAUUGAAUUUCAAAAACGCGGUCUCCCUCAUGCUCAUAUUCUUAUAAUCCUAAAAGAUAGUGAUAAGCCAAAAACAGUCGAACUCAUAGAUAAGAUUGUAUGUGCCGAAAUACCUAAUAAAGAAACACAUCCAAGGUUAUAUGAUGUUGUUACAACAAAUAUGAUUCACGGCCCGUGUGAUAAUAUUAAUUCAAAAUCACCAUGUCUGGUGGCCGGGAAAUGUUCAAAAGGUUUUCCGAAAGCAUUUCAGCAUGAAACUUUAGCUAACGUUAACGGAUAUCCGUUUUACCGGCGACGCAAUUUAGUACCAGUUGUGACUAAUAAAAAUAUUGAAAUUGACAAUAGAUGGGUAGUUCCAUAUAACCCAUACUUAAGCUUAAAAUACAAUUGUCAUAUCAACGUUGAAAUUUGCGCAUCUAUUAGAAGCGUAAAGUAUUUAUUCAAAUACGCUUACAAGGGUCACGAUUGUGCAAAAGUUGAAUUACGAAUAGAUGAGAUUAAGACACAUGUGGAUUCAAGAUAUGUCAGUCCUCCUGAAGCCGCCUGGAGAAUUUUCAGAUUCCCUAUGCAAGAUAGAACCCAUUCUAUAUCGAGAUUAAAGGUUGAAUUACCGGAGCAAAAACAAGUGACAUUCGAUCCAAAUAGAAUCCAAGAAGCAAUCCAAAAAGCAGAAAAUACACACUCCACGUUAACUGCAUACUUCGAGCUAAACACCCAUGAUCCGGAAGCCAGGCAAUACAAGUAUGCAGAAAUUCCAGAGUAUUAUGUAUUUAAUGCAAAAAACAAAUGGGUUCGUCGUAAAGAUGGACACACUGACAAAGUUAUAGGACGUCUGUAUUCUGUGAGUAUGACAGACGGUGAGAGAUAUUUUUUGAGGUUACUGUUACUUCAUGUAGCAGGACCAACAAGUUAUAACGACCUUCUUAAAUAUCAAGGACAUGUUUACAAUACCUUUUAUGAAGCGGCUAAGGCUCGAGGAUUGAUUUUUGAUCAAACAGUCUGGAAUGAUACAUUAAACGAUGCUGCUCAUGCAUCAAUGCCACGUCAACUUCGAGAACUUUUUGCAUAUAUUUGUGUAUUUGGAGAGACCUCCGACAUGACAGGCUUAUGGAUUGAACAUAAAGAAAAUCUUACUGAGGAUUUUGUAAGAGUUCACGGUCAUCCACCUGACGCAGAGUGUAACAUGUGUGAGUCAUAUGCACUUAGAGAUAUUUCAGAAACACUUAUUACACACGGAAAAAAGUGUUCUGAUUACAAUCUAAGAGACCCCCCCUCAUAUCUACCACUGAAUUUAAAUGAUUUUGUAGAUAUUGAGAUAGAACGUGGCAUCGCAGAAGAUCUUAAAUCAACAUUGAGAGAAGAACAACUGAAUGCAUUUGAGGCAAUAGAACACUCAAUGAACUCUGACGACCCUGUUGAGAAAUGUUUCUUCCUUGACGGCCCUGGUGGAAGUGGGAAAACUUACCUAUAUAAAACACUUUUAAGCUACAUUAGGGGUAAAGGUGAGAUAGCAUUACCUGUCGCAUCAACAGGAAUCGCGGCUAAUUUACUAAAGGGAGGACGGACUUACCAUUCCCAAUACAAACUGCCACUUAAUUUAAAUGAAACAUCUGUUUCAUCAAUAGAGAUGACUACAAAUGAUGCGAAGUUAAUUCGGACCGCAAAGCUACUGAUUUGGGAUGAGUCAACAAUGGCAUCAGUUCAUGCUUUGCAUUGCAUUGAUAGACUGCUGAAAGAAAUUAUGGGAAAUGAUCUUCCAUUUGGAGGAAAAGUUUUACUCCUCGGAGGUGAUUUUAGGCAAACAUUGCCAAUAAUCCCACACGGUGAUGCUGUCGCAAUUGUCCAGGCAAGCAUAAAAUUUAGCCACCUUUGGAGGAAAUUUCAAAUUUUGAAAUUAAACAAUAAUGUCAGAUCGCUUGAUAAGGAAUACAGUGAUUGGCUAAUUAAACUUGGUAACGGGGAAUUGACAAAUAUAGAUGGAUUACAUGAUAGUUUAAUAGAAAUUCCAGAAGCAAUGUUGGCGUCCGAGAACAUUAUUAAAGAUAUUUUUGGUGAUUCUCUAACUCUUGAAAAUGUAGAGCAAUUUUCAAAAAUGGCGAUUUUAUGCCCGACUAAUGCAGAAGUUGAUAAAAUAAACGAGCAAGUAUUGAACAUUUUGCAAGGAGAAUGUAAGACAUAUUUAAGUACAGACUCAAUUAUGACAGAUGAAGAUUCUGAUAAAGAUGAUUACCCUACGGAAUUUCUGAAUACUUUAAAUCCGUCUGGAUCAGCAUCACAUGAAUUAAAAUUGAAAGUUGGUUCCCUGAUAAUGCUGCUAAGAAAUUUGAAUACAAAACGUGGAUUGUGCAAUGGAACACGAUUAGUUGUUGCUGAACUAAAGCCAAACUUAAUUAUUGCCAAGGUAAUUACAGGAUCCGCUAAAGGAAACAUUGUCUUUAUCCCUAGAAUUGAUCUUAUAACAGAUUCUGAUCUUCCAUUUCGCCUAAGAAGACGACAAUUCCCAAUUAAGCUGGCAUUUGCCAUGACUAUUAAUAAGUCCCAGGGUCAAACUUUGGACAAGGUUGGAAUCUAUUUGGCCACUCCAGUGUUCAGUCACGGGCAACUUUACGUUGCAUUUUCAAGAGUUAGGCGAUCAUGUGACGUAAAAGUUUAUGUACGAAAUACGGCUGAACAUGGAAAAUUAUUAGAAAAUUCCAAUAAGGUAUUCACGAGGAAUGUUGUCUUUAAGGACAUACUCCAGAAAUAA
Folsomia candida is the source of this 4905-nucleotide messenger RNA. RefSeq lists its product as uncharacterized. Gene Ontology annotation, molecular function: DNA helicase activity. Gene Ontology annotation, biological process: telomere maintenance; DNA repair. The record is from RefSeq and is a predicted model, not a curated record. The transcript has a single exon. Bases 1 to 4905 code for a protein of 1634 amino acids. NCBI's taxonomy places the organism in Eukaryota, Metazoa, Arthropoda, Collembola, Entomobryomorpha, Isotomidae.